CGGAUGUUCCAAAACACCAUUCAUCACCACAUAUUGCUGAAACGACACCAGCAUCAAAACAAAACACUGUCCUGACCUCUGUGCAUGCAGGAUUAUAGUGAUGGACGAUUUACAUAUAGUACUCAGUCAUCCUCAAUAAUGCAACAUUGAUCAUAUUUUUCAUUUGAUGAGCAACUGGUUGUGCACAAAAAGAAUGAAAGCUGCCUCCAGGAGAAUCCCUUUCCUUGUUUCUUGUGGUGAGAGGAAGAUUACAACUGAUAUUCGUUGAUGGGAAACUUGUUCAUGCGCACAAAAAGAAUGAAAGCAACCGCCUUGUUUCUUUUGCUUGCACCACUGUUACUGGUUCUUGGCUCGUUUUAUGCAGUUGCUGCUGGAGAUAACAACAAUGACGAUGAGCAUGGACGAUGCACUGGUUCGAUUUUAGAAUGUGGGGUCGAAAUGGCUGAUCAUGAAGAGUUAAUGGAGAAGGAAUAUUCAAGCACAAACACAAGGUUUGUUGCAGCACAGAUCAAAUACAUAAUUCCAGAUGUUUUCAGGGCCGAUCAGCCUGCCUGUGGCAAAGUAACAAGAGGUGAUUCCUACAGGAAAAGUUGCCUGCCUCCACCUUCCAACCCUCAGAACAGAGGCUGCUCCAGCUACUACAGGUGCAGGAGGUGACCUACUUGGUUUUUUCUCUUUAUAAUUUGUCUUGUAGUUUUCAUUCGAGCCAUUAUAUUUGCAAGUUGGUGUGGAUGAUAUAUUCUUCACACCGUUGACACAACAUGAUUUAAUUUAUAAAAAAUUAAAUUAAAUUAAAUUAAAUCAUGUUAUGUCAAUGGUAUAGAUCAGUAUAUCUUAUACAUUGACUUGUAAGUAGAAAAACAAUUUGCAUAUCAAUUCCUCUUCACAUGAAUCCAAUCCUUGGCAAUUCU
Messenger RNA from Juglans regia (Persian walnut), 911 nucleotides. RefSeq names its product protein RALF-like 32. The coding region runs from base 268 to 657 and encodes 129 amino acids. The transcript has a single exon. Lineage: Eukaryota; Viridiplantae; Streptophyta; Magnoliopsida; Fagales; Juglandaceae. The record is from RefSeq and is a predicted model, not a curated record.